Annulohypoxylon maeteangense is the source of this 2280-nucleotide messenger RNA. RefSeq names its product PAF acetylhydrolase. Gene Ontology annotation, molecular function: 1-alkyl-2-acetylglycerophosphocholine esterase activity. NCBI's taxonomy places the organism in Eukaryota, Fungi, Ascomycota, Sordariomycetes, Xylariales, Hypoxylaceae. The transcript has 2 exons. Bases 190 to 1968 code for a protein of 592 amino acids. The record is from RefSeq and is a predicted model, not a curated record.
UUAAUACGAACGAACUUCGAGAAACCCGAUCUUACGAAUUUCCGAUUACCUAUCAUUUUAAAGUUCUGAAUCACUCGUUUGUGCUGUAAUAAGAUACCCGAAUAAUUCGAUCCGACAAGAUCAACGCCGACCGUUACGGAACACUUCUUCUAAUAGAUUCGGACAAUAUCAAGCCAUCGGCGACGAUCCAUGGCGCAACCAGCAAAUUCCUUGAGCUCCGACAAGUGGAGCUCUCUCCUGUCACGACUAAAUCCUAUCCCCAGCUUCCCAGAGUAUACCGGUCCUUACAAAGUCGGUACCGCCGAUGUUGAGAUACCAGUUUCAGAGCUUGAUUCCCCAGCCCCAGCACCAGACAAUGCAGCCGAUAUAGAGACGGUACAGUUCCGGAUGUUCUACCCGGCGCACCCGGAUGCCCAAGGCAAGCGUAUCACAUGGCUCCCGGCUCCGCAGCGUGAUCACCUAUCUGCCUACAUACAGUUUCUAGGAGUCGGGCAAUUAGUGGCACAAGCAGUCUCCUUCUUACCGAGACAUCUCCACUACACCUACAUACCGGUCGUUAAGAACGCGCCGAUACUCGAGCCCAACACCCCGAACAACCGAUGGCCGACAGUCAUCUUCUCCCACGGCCUCGGCGGCAGCAGGAACGCAUACUCGCAGAUCGUCGGGUCCCUCGCCUCUCACGGCGUCGUGGUCAUAUGUCCCGAGCACCGAGACGGCAGCGCCGUCAAAUCGUUCAUCCGGAUCCCAUCACAGCAAAACCGAUACUUCGUACGUAAUACGCGACGCGAAGUGCCGUACAGACGCAUCCCACACGACCCCAACGACGAGACUCAUGCCUUGCGCAACGACCAGCUACGCAUCCGGCUAUGGGAGAUGGGGUUAGUGCACGAGGCUCUACUAGGAAUCGACCGGGGAUCGGCCCUGACGAACCUAAACAAGAGCACGCCUUCCCUCGCGCAGUUCGUCGGACAACUGCACGUGCAAGAGCCCGGUAGUAUUAUCUUCGCCGGCCACAGCUUCGGCUCCGCCACCAUGGUCCAGUUCCUCAAAUCCGUCUUCUACGCCGGCCGCCCGGAGCUCGAGGCCAUGACGGACCCGCUAUACGUACCUUCCCGCGACUCCUCGAUAUACCGGCAAGUGACACCGCGUAACGUGACGAUCCUCAUGGAUAUGUGGUGUUUCCCACUCCUCUCCAAAACCACAAAACCCCUCUGGGACCUCCCCCUCCCCGCCUACGCCUCCCCCACAUCCCCACCAUCGUCACCAUCCCCCUCCCCCUCCCCAGGCGGCACAGCCCUCCUCGCCGUAUCCUCCGAAGACUUCCACAACUGGAAAGAACACCUCCACGUAACCGCGCGCGCUCUUUCUCCCUCCCCCUCCGCGCCCUCCGUCCUCGCCUCCGCCUUCUACAGCUCCGGCGUCAAGCUCGCCGAGCCGCACUUCUUCUUCGUCGAGCGUUCCGCCCACCUCAGUCAAUCUGACUUCGGCGUCCUGUUCCCCUGGCUCAUGUUCAAGAUCUAUAAAUCGGAGGAACCCGAUCGCGCGCUGAGGCUUAAUCGCAGGGCCCUGCUGCAGGUGCUCCGUGUUAAUGGGGUUCCGGUUGCGAGGACUUGGACGGGUGAUUUGGUGGAUGGGGUUGCGGAGGGGAAGAUGGGUGUUGGUGAGGAGAGUGGGAUUGAUGGGAAGGGUGGGGUUGUUGGUGUUGUGGUCGAGGGGGGCGAUGGCGGUUCUGACGAUGGGGUGAGUGAUGAUAGGGCGAUUUUCGAUCGUGGUGGGAAUGGCGUUGUUGAUGCGUGGCGCUGGAUCGAUAUCGUGGGUAUGGGCGAUGCGGAGGCCGCGGUGGAGAGUGUUGGUGCUAAGGACGAUGUGCUGGAGACGGGCGAUCAGGCGGCUGAGGCGCGGGAGCCGGAGAUGGCGGGUGUUAUUGAACCUCAUGUUACGGAGGGUGCGGCGGUUGAGAGUCGUUGAAAGUCUGUGGGCAUGGUUGGCGUUGGAUCGGUAUUAGGAGGUUGUCCUUUUUUAUAUUCUUCUUACUUUGCGGGAUCAGUAUAGAGUAAGAAAAGGUGUUGUGGUGUUGCGAAAAAGAGUUGGGAGGUGGGUUGGAAAAAUACUGGCUAUACGGCGUUUUUAGAGGAAACAAAUAGCUUAUCUCAGAUACGUAUGGAUUCAUAACGUAUCUGUACCAGUACGACCGCGACGGGUUUGGUUUUUUUCAAGUCUAUGUUUACUUUGAAGAUUAUUAACUCUUAGCAUUAUCUGGAACAGUAACAUGAUAAAAUU